AUGACAAUUUACGAGGGGAGUUCGAGGGCAAGUGUUAACCGAAUAGCCAAAUUCGAAAAGCAUUCAAAGGAAUCCAUUUCCUCUGGACAAGAUGAUAAACAAAAUGAAAUUGCUCAUCUGUCAUCAAAAAGUGAAGAUCGUCCCCGUGAAUAUAAACACUAUGUUUUCAUUAGAAAUGAACGACUAGAAGAGAAAAUGUUUAACCACAAUGCCUCAAUAAGAGUGGACCCGGUAGCGCCAUCAGAAAUAGCUUUCUCGGUUUCAACGAGUGCGGGAAAAAGAAAUCUCGAUGUAAACGAACCAAUUGUAUUUUCUGAAGUUAUGACAGAUAUUGGGAGCGGAUACAAUGAGAGUGAGGACAUCUACACUGUACCAAUGAGCGGGGUGUACACAUUAACAUGGACUACAGUUUCCGACGCACACUAA
Molecule: messenger RNA, 426 nt
Organism: Ylistrum balloti
Lineage: Eukaryota; Metazoa; Mollusca; Bivalvia; Pectinida; Pectinidae
Exons: 2
Coding region: 1-426 (141 amino acids)
Molecular function (GO): protein binding
Source: RefSeq, a predicted model, not a curated record